Molecule: messenger RNA, 813 nt
Organism: Pediculus humanus corporis (human body louse)
Lineage: Eukaryota; Metazoa; Arthropoda; Insecta; Psocodea; Pediculidae
Exons: 4
Coding region: 1-813 (270 amino acids)
Biological process (GO): chromatin remodeling
Cellular component (GO): RSC-type complex
Molecular function (GO): protein binding
Source: RefSeq, a predicted model, not a curated record
AUGACCUCUAAGAAAAUAUUUAACAGGAUAGAAGAUGGAAAAUAUUCGGAUUUUGACGAUUUGGAAAAGGAUUUUACUCAAAUGUGUAAAAAUGUUCAAAUAUACAACGAAGAACCUUCUCUCAUACACGAAGAUUCAAUCGUCCUUCAAUCCGUGUUUACGAACGCGAGACAAAGAUUGGAACAGGAUGCGGAAACGGAUGAGGAUAAAGGUGAUGAUGAGAGAAUCCCGUCGUUCGGAUUUUAUUAUUUGUCGAAUUUUAUUUAUUUUGAUUUUUUAAAUUUUCAGACGGUGGACGACGAGGAUGGAAAUUCCGAAUCGGAAUCCGUUAGAAUGAAAAUAAAAAUAAAAAGUGGAAAAGGUGGAAGAGGAAGCACGAGAAGGAGGAAAACUCAACCAAAGAUAGAAGAUGGAAAAUAUUCGGAUUUUGACAAUUUGGAAAAGGAUUUUACUCAAAUGUGUAAAAAUCCUCAAAUAUUCAACGAAGAACCUUCUCUCGUACACGAAGAUUCGAUCGUACUUCAAUCCGUGUUUACGAACGCGAGACAAAGAUUGGAACAGGAUGCGGAAACGGAUGAGGAUAAAGGUGAUGAUGAGAGAAUCCCGUCGUUCGGAUUUUAUUAUUUGUCGAAUUUUAUUUAUUUUGAUUUUUUAAAUUUUCAGACGGUGGACGACGAGGAUGGAAAUUCCGAAUCGGAAUCCGUUAGAAUGAAAAUAAAAAUAAAAAGUGGAAAAGGAGGAAGAGGAAGCACGAGAAGGAGGAAAACUCAACCAAAGUACACGAAUAGCGAUGACGAAGACGAAGAUGAUUGA